AUGAUGCAAGCGAUCCAGCAAAUACAAAGAGACCAGCAUGACUAUGCAAACUGGGAUGACCAAGGGAUGGCGGAACUAUCCGAAGAAAUGCAUGCCUUGACACAUCGUGUUGAUGCCAUCCAGGAAUACACUCAGUAUAUGGGGUCGGACCCUAGCCAACAUGGUAGAAGUGAACAUGCACAAGCAAGAGUUAGAGCACAGAAAUUGAAAACGCACCAUACAAACGGUUGCAAGAUAUACAAAAGGAAAGAAAAACCAGUUGCCGGUUGGUUCAGAGGAGAUGGGGAGAGUCGUACAACACCAAGAAAUGAUGUUGCUGCUGGAAAUGGUGAAUGUGGUGUUGUUCCUGAAGGAGAAGAUUGUGGAGUUUCUCCUCCUCCUCCUCCACCACCUGCUGGAAAUGUUGAAGCUCCAAUGAAUGGAAAUGGUGAAGCUGUUGCUGCUGGAAAUGGUGAAGGUGUUGCUGUUGGAAAUGGUGAAGGAUAUGGUGAAGGUGUUGCUGCUGAAAAUGGUAAAGGAAACGGUGAAGGUGUUGUUGCUGGAAAUGGUGAAGGUGUUGCUACUGGAAAUGGUGAAGGAAAUGAUGAAGGUGUUGCUGCUGGAAAUGUGGAAGGUGUUGCUGAUCCUGAAGAAGAAGACAGUGUGGGGUGUUGUUUUGGCUUCUCAUGUGCGCCAAAAGAUUCCAUGGUGGAUCCUAGAGGUUGGGAAGAGAUGUUUGGGCAGGGCAUAGAUAAGUUUACUUAUGUGGAGUUUGGAAAUAUUGGACCUGGGUCAAACACGGAUGGAGAUGGGGAAAGUCGUACAACUCCAAGAAAUGGUGUUGUUGCUGGAAAUGGUGAAGGUAGUGUUGUUCCUGAAGGAGAAGAUUAUCUUGGGUGUUGUUUUGGCUUCUCAUGUGGGUCAAAAGGUGGGGGAAACCAGCAGGGAGGUUCUCCUCCUCCUCCUCCUCUAGCCCUUGCUGGAAAUGUUGAAGCUCCAAUAAAUGGAAGUGGUGAAGGUUUUGCUGCUGAAAAUGGAAAUGGUGAAGAUGUUGCUGCUGAAAAUGGUGAAGGAAAUGGUGAAGGUGUUGCUGCUGGAAAUGGUGAAGGUGUUGCUACUGGAAAUGGUGAAGGAAAUGAUGAAGGUGUUAUUGCUGGAAAUGGUGAAUGUGUUGUUGAUCAUGAAGAAGAAGACUGUGUGGGGUGUUUUUUUGGCUUCUCAUGUGGGCCAAAAGGAGAUGGGAAAAGUUGUACAACACCAAGAAAUGGUGUUGCUGCUGGAAAUGAUGAAGGUGGUGUUGUUCCUGAAGGAGAAGAUUCUGUGGGGUGUUGUUUUCGCUUCUCAUGUGGGCAAAAAGGUGGGGGAAACCAGCAGGGAGUUUCUCCUCCUCCUCCUCCACCCCCUGCUGGAAAUGUUGAAGCUCCAAUAAAUGGAAAUGGUGAAGGUGUUGCUGUUGAAAAUGGUGAAGGUGUUGCUACUGGAAAUGGUGAAGGAAAUGAUGAAGGUCUUGUUGCUAGAAUUGGUGAAUGUGUUGCUGAUCCUGAAGAAGAAGAUUGUGUGGGGUUUUGUUUUGGCUUCUCAUGUGGGCCAAAAGGUAGGGGAAAUCAGGAGGGAGUUUCUCCUCCUCAUCCUCCACCUAAGGCUUCAAUAUAA
Molecule: messenger RNA, 1632 nt
Organism: Lathyrus oleraceus (garden pea)
Lineage: Eukaryota; Viridiplantae; Streptophyta; Magnoliopsida; Fabales; Fabaceae
Exons: 8
Coding region: 1-1632 (543 amino acids)
Source: RefSeq, a predicted model, not a curated record